UUACCUUCCUUAUAUACACAGUAAUGAAUUCUAAUAGUUAGUUUGUGGACAUAAAGUGAUAAUUAGCCCAAUUAUGGCUUCAAAUCUAGGACCCGAUUGUAAAAACAUCUCGCUAAUUAGGUAGGGAGUCACGUGGUACCGUGACGUCAUAUGCGACCUUCCUCGAUCAGCUUAUAGUAAAAAUAGUGUGGAAAUCUUAAAGAACUCGGCUUUUAAUCACCAUUAUUCACCAUGGACGACAUCUGUUCCGAUUUUGAGGAAAUUCCCGAGAAUCUUCACAUUCAACCUUAUAUGUUUGAACCACCAGUGCGUUCAAAUAGGAAUGUAAAUACCCAAGAAAGUAGCGAGGAAAGCGAGGAUGAAAUCUGCAAUGAUGAGAAAAUUGAUCGCCGUCGGAACACUAUUUGGUGCGAGUGUGGGAUUUGUGAAGUGAUGGAGACCAGAACAGAAUGCAUAUGCUGUGCUGAGAUUCCAGUCAUAGAUGAGCUUCGAGAGUCGAGUGACCUUGAAUGCAUCACACAACACAGAACUUUCAUAGACAAUUGUUUGAAUGCACGAGUACUGGAAGUCAGUCUUUAUGACUUCAUUCAAAGAGAGGGGCCUUUGGAUGACAAUGAAACCACUAAUGAAACAUACAGACACAUUGCAUAUCGCCGGUUUGUCCUCUGGAUAUGGCAUCGACUCGGACGGAGGAAUCGUAAAGUUUUGCCAGCAUGUGUUGUCACAACAAUUCGCAGGACAUUCCCAUCAGAGGACUACACAGGAUUCCAAGCCCACUGUAUAGAACCAUAGCUCUACCGUGCAAAUCUAGUACGCCUUGUAACAAUGAGCUGGUCCUUGUUGACUGCAGCAUAGCCUGAUAUAAGGGUUGGUGGUUGGUAUCCAAGAGAAGCUUUUCCAUCAGAUGAAGCUGCUGAACACGAGGGUAGCUGAAGCCUGCGUUCCACAAGAUUCAGUCGCAAGAUGUCAAUAUAAUCUGAAAAGUAUGAAAUUGUUUAAAUAUGUGAUUUGAAAAUUUUUAUGUUAUGAAUCCUUUUUUGAUUGAUAUUAUCUACAUUGACCAACAGUGUUAAAACAAAUAAAAAGAU
Molecule: messenger RNA, 1088 nt
Organism: Ostrea edulis (European flat oyster)
Lineage: Eukaryota; Metazoa; Mollusca; Bivalvia; Ostreida; Ostreidae
Product: P2X purinoceptor 7-like
Exons: 3
Coding region: 232-792 (186 amino acids)
Source: RefSeq, a predicted model, not a curated record